Messenger RNA from Mollisia scopiformis, 909 nucleotides. RefSeq lists its product as uncharacterized. The record is from RefSeq and is a predicted model, not a curated record. The coding region runs from base 33 to 605 and encodes 190 amino acids. Lineage: Eukaryota; Fungi; Ascomycota; Leotiomycetes; Helotiales; Mollisiaceae. The transcript is spliced from 5 exons.
GACCCAAAGUCUCAAUUUUGGCGUUAAGUUCUAUGGCUAACGACAUUCACAAUAGUCUAGUUCUUGUGUCUGGGACUGCAGUCCCACGGCUAGAGAAUGAUCGAGAUCCAAAGACAUUCUUCACUCAACGGUUUCCGAAGAGUCUCAUCGAUGAGUUCCUGUUUAUGGAUAGUUCUGCAGACAGCGAGCGACUUCUGUACCAAAGAUCAACCGUGCUACUCGAGCAGUUACACAACUCUCGAGGGUCCUCCACGCUCCCAAUCGUGUUUCUCGCUCACGGACUUGGCGGUUUUGUUGUGAAACAGACUCUCAUAUCCGCGACAGAAGAGCCAAGGUAUCGGGACAUUGCACUACAUACCUCGACUAUUCUAUUUUUUGGUGCAUCUCAUAGAGCGACCCCGCAAAUGAGCUGGGAGCAUCUCUACUUGCGGCUGCUUUCAGCGUCUGGGUCACUUCCACCCCACCCACUUAAGCUCGUGCAGCGAUUAGUGGAAGAAUUGGAAGGUGUCAGCGCAAGCUUCCGGACGAUUUCUUGCAGCUUUGACGUCGUCAACUUCUACGAGGCCGGCCCACAUCCAUUGGUAAGUGUUCGUCUGGGGAGCUAAAAGCGCUAUUUGAGCUAAGCCGGCAUUCUAGCUUGACCAACGGUGCUCUACCCUUGGCAGGCAAGAUGAGAUAAAUAUUGGCUUCGAUGGUCGGCAUGAAGAGCUCUGGAAUUUUGUCAGCGGGGACGGGAAAACCAUAGCUGACAAAGCUUGUAAACACAUUCUUGCAACAAAAAAUGGCAGAAACUUCUUGCUCCGUGAUUUUCUCCACCGACUUUCGCUUCUUGACUCCCAGACUCAUCGGCUGAAACCAAAUUUCGGAGCACCCAUCUCUUUGGAUUGGGUACGCAGCACCGAGGAGUUU